This is a messenger RNA of Prunus persica (peach), 882 nucleotides long. RefSeq lists its product as uncharacterized. Bases 207 to 614 code for a protein of 135 amino acids. NCBI's taxonomy places the organism in Eukaryota, Viridiplantae, Streptophyta, Magnoliopsida, Rosales, Rosaceae. The transcript has 2 exons. The record is from RefSeq and is a predicted model, not a curated record.
UGCGAGGGAGGGGCAGUGGGAAAGAGUCCUCGUAGUCACAACCAAAAUAGAGAGACGUGUCAGCAAAGCAAAAGAAGAAGUUCCAAAUCCGUUUGUCUUCUUCUUCGCCAAUCGCCGCCCACGGCCGGACCGGCAGCAACCGCGUCGAUGACUCAGUGAGCGAAUUAGGGUUUAGAAAUCGGAUUCGCGCGUUUCUGAGGUUGGAGAUGUCUCUGAGAAUCAAAAUUGUGGUGGACAAGUUCGUCCAGGAGCUCAAAGAAGCUUUGGAUGCCGAUAUCCAAGACAGAAUCAUGAAGGAGAGAGAGAUGCAGAGCUACAUCGAAGAGCGCGAACGCGAAGUCGCCGAGCGCGAAGCUGCUUGGAAAGCUGAGCUCUCUCGCCGCGAGGUUCUUUUUUCUACCACUUAUUCGAUUAGCUUCAUGAACAUUGUUCUGUUUCAGGCAGAGAUUGCCAGGCAAGAAGCAAGGCUGAAAAUAGAGAAGGAAAACCUUGAGAAAGAGAAAAGCGUUCUAAUGGGAACUGCUUCGAAUCAAGAUAACCAAGAUGGAGCUCUUGAAAUCACCGUAAGCGGUGAAAAAUACCGGUGUCUUAGGUUUGCGAAGGCAAAGAAAUGAGCCAUUAGAAAUAGGAAGGCUGAAGAAAGAAGCUAAAUACUUCUGGAUGUCCUUGCAUCUUAUUGCAACAAAUGCCCCAAGUCUUGUCAUUUCAUAUCAUUCAAUCAAAUGUGGCUUGAAGGAAAUUAUUUAACCUUUUGGUAUAAGUUCUUUCUGCGAAAAUGGAUUAAGCAAUAUUGAGAGUUGAGUUUUGUAACUAAGCAAUAUUGUACAUUAGUGAUUACUUUUUUAAAGAGUCAAACUUCUCCUUGCGUUGCGGAUGGGUCAG